AUGUCUACCGACUCCAACCGUGUAGCGGGACCUACUAUCCCAGAAAGGUUCCUGGAUGUUCCAUCUCAAAGACUCUAUGUCCUGAGUCUUGCAGCUCUGCUUCAGGCCAUCAAACUGUUUGACUUCUUUCGUUUCCUGGUCACAGACGAGAGCCAAGCGUUAUACGGAAGAAAAUGGCUCAUAGCUGAUCUCUUAUUCUGCCUAUGUCUAGCGUGGCUUCGUAUACCACGGCUCAGAUACAGCAAAUCCGUGGUUGCAUUACAGAUAAUUUCUUUGUGGCUAGUCGACGGACUGAUGUUUGGAGGGAUCACGGUGAACCUCGGAGGGCGAAACCCGCUCGCGGGGAUGUCCUUGACAAAACUUUCUGGAUUACUGAGCUACCUGCCUGAUGUCGGUCUGGGUAUUCUUGGAUCCGGCAAAGGUGACGAUGGUCAUCUCCUCGGUCAACAUACUGUUCGCAUGUCGCCAAUAAGUACGGCCCGCUUGAACCCGUAUGGGCAAACCUUUUGUCUCGCUUCUCCGGGCGACAGCGUGCUUAUCCCUCUACUUCUCAACAAUACGAAUGCCUACAGCGUUCAGUAUUCACUCGUCCCACUUGGAUACAAUGAAGAUUCUGUCGAGGGGGAGAAAAACAAGGUCCCGCAAGUCGAGCGAAUCGAACUUGCCACGAAAGAUAUGCAUGCAAUUGAACAAUCCAGGCAGAAGGCGCUCCAGAGCACGCGCUCUGCUUCCAAGCGGAACCCAGACGACUUUGACGAAUAUGAUGACGAUGACGAUGAAGAACUCCCACAGGCAUUCCGCUCGCCCUCUCUACAGAAGACUCAGACACUGGUUCACAUCCAGCUAAAUAAGCCUGGCAGAAUAGUGCUUGAACGUGUCGUGGACAUUUCGAAGGUCGAUGCGCGGUUAGUGUAUCCAGGAGAGAUCACUGUCGCUCCUUGUCCACGAGCGGAGUUCACGGAUAGUGACGUCGCAGUUCGCGGAGAAGAUGUACGUUGUGCAUUGCCUGGCCUUAGAAGCGGUGCAGGCGAAGAACUCGAACUCGAGCUGGACGUCUAUGGCGUCCCGCCACUCAGUCUCCGUUGGUACAAGGAAGUUGGUGGCAGAAGGGAGUCCUUUAUGGUCGAGGGCAUCGAGAACUCAGGACAUGCUCAUGGUCUCUCAGCAGAUGACCAAAGAGCACUCGUUGCAUCAGGAGGCAGGAGCCCCGUCGAGUUGAAGAUCCCGCUACUGGUCACUCUAGAUGCUCUCGGCACCCACACCUACGUUCUGGAGUCGGUGACAGACGCCCUUGGCAACGUCGUUCAAACAGGACUCGGACUCUCAACGAACAAGGAGUCAAAGACGCGUCGCUCCGUAACUGUUGUUCGACGUCCCAGUGUAUCAUUCCAGGGCUGUGGACCUGGUGUUCCCGCUCCGCUGCUUAUUGGCUCGGCUGCUCAUUUGUCUGUAUCCGGCAAGGACGCUGAUCCUCUCGAUGCUCCUUGGGAUAUUGCCAUUAGGUAUCAGCCACCAGGUCCGGAAGAGCGCUCCUCCAGUAAGAAACUGAAGGCGUGGACGAAGAGCUUCCAGACACCGACCGAUCAAAAAGAGCUCACCGUUCGCGCCGAAGUUCCUGGAGAGUACACGAUCAUGGGAGUUAAGGGCAAGUACUGCGAGGGUGAUAUCUUGAGCCCGGAGACAUGCAAGGUUGUCGAACGGCCGUUACCUACGGCCGAGAUUGAAUGGAAGAAGAUUCAUGAAUGCUCGGGAGACAUAGGCGUGUCCGCCUCCCUCGUCCUUCAUGGCACACCACCUUUCCAUGUCUACUAUCGUACGCAACGAGACAAGGAGUCGCCUGUGACACAGUCGAAGAUGUUCGCCAGCUCUCGUGGGGAGCUCACAAUACAACCAGAUCGCAGCGGCCACUACGUCUUCCAGUUCGUGCAGAUCAGCGAUGCCAACUAUAAGAAAGUGGACCUCAAAGGUCCGAGCAUUGACCAAGUCGUCCACCCGCCUGCAUCCGCAGAUUUUGUCAACAGUAUCCAUGGCGGAAGGGGCAAGAAGCAAAUCAAUAGUUGUUCGGGUAGCCUGGUCGAUGUUGAUGUGGAGCUUCGCGGCACUGGCCCCUGGAACUUGGAGGUGCAAAUUGUAGGCCCAAAGGGUUCUGAGAUCGUGCGGGUGCCAGCUAUCACAGCAGCUAAAAAGACACUGCAAUUGCCAAUACCGAAAGUCGUCGAUAGGGAUGGCGGCUCUUUCGAGAUUGACCUCGUUAGCGUUGAGGAUGCAUACGGCUGCAAACGCGCCUUGUCUGUGCCAGGCAUUGUGGUCAACGUCCGGAGAAUUCAGCCUACUGCGCGAUUCUAUGGGAAAGACAAUGAGCGUCAAAUUACGACUUUGGACAACGAGCAAGCUAGCCUGCCACUUCGCCUUACAGGUGAUGGACCAUGGCAUGUGAAGUACAGACGUGCCGAUGCACCUGAUCGCAUACUGACAACCACUGUGUCGAAUGCAAACGGGGAAAUCCAUGUCAGAGACAAGGGGCUUUACGAGCUGUUGGAGAUCGCGGACUCCCAAUGUCCGGGCACUGUCAUCACCAGCGGGGUUUCAUACAGAGUAGAUCACAUACCUCGUCCAUCGGCCAAACUCUCCUCAGAGAUACGCUCCACCUAUGAGCCAUUCAAUGGUUCCCAUAUUCUCCCACCUAUCUGUGAAGGUGUCAACGACCAUGUUGACUUAGAUCUAUCCGGUAGGUCAAUACUGACCGCACAGUACACUGAGGCGCUGACCAACAUUGUUAUGAUAGGACGUCCGCCAUUCCAGAUCAUGUACAAUGUUGCAAAGGACAACGGAAUGGGCGGUACAAAGAUUUUGGAUCAACCAACAUUCAGCAGCAUCCAGCCUCGCACGAGCUUCCAACUGCACACGGACGAGGCUGCUCGCAUAUAUUACGAGGUGAAGCAGAUAGGUGAUGCAGCCUAUCCAUUGGCCAAGAAUAAGGAUGCCAUAAUUCCUCGCUCGCAACGUCUCCUAUUCGAGCAACAAAUCCUCAUGCGUCCAUCCGCCCGAUUCAAAAACCACAAUCGCAUGUCUUAUUGUCUCUACGAUGCAUUCACUCCGGUCGAUACUUUCGGUCAGGACGGGGUGGUGGCGCUGGAGGGUACCGCACCGUUCCAGCUCAAGCUAUCGAUCCGGAAUCUAGCGACGAGCGCAAUACACUAUGCGCUGGUCGAGCUGCAGGACACAACGUGGCGACUCGAUAUUCCUUCAUACACGUUCCACUCUAUUGGCCCGCAUCUUGUGACUAUCGAGUCGGUUCAGGAUGCGUCGCACUGCGAGCAGGCGGUCCCCGAUCCGCUCUUCAGAUCGAUCUGGGUGGACAUCGCUGAGACUGCAGCCAUAGUACCAUUCGACAGGAGACAGGACUUCUGUGUUGGUGAGGCCAUCCAGUUCCAGCUGGAAGGCACACCGCCGUGGAGUAUCGGGUAUACCAUCAACGGCAAGGCGCGAACGCAGGAGGCGAAGAUCUCCCCGUUCAGCAUCGUUCAGCAACAGGCCGGCGAUUUCACCAUCAACUCCAUCGCGCACCAGCAGAAGCAGUGCAAGACGGCCAUCACGGACCUACGGUACAGCGUACAUUCUCUACCGUCUGCAAAGGUCGGGGAGGGCAAGAUGGUCUCCUCGAACAUCCACGAAGGUGACCAAGUCGAGAUCAAAUUCGAGCUGAUCGGAGAGCCUCCGUUCACGUUCACGUACCAGCGGUCAGAGCUGACCACGAAGAAGGGCAUGCUAGGUAAGGUGCUCGAGACACACACUGUCUCCGGUGUAACAACUAGGGAAUAUUCCAUCUUUUCCGCAUUGGAAGGUACAUGGACGGUCACGUUCAUCGCCGACCGCUAUUGCCGUUAUCCUCCAGCACAACCAGACGGUGUACUGGAUAAGUUCAGAUGAAACGACCAGUACCUCUAAUUCAAAAUAUCGCUGCGCAGCAGCAUCGAGAAUUGUAUCAUUAGUAGAUUUUGCCUUGCUGUGAAUUCGUUGUAGUUGGACACGACAUUGUUACUUUCAAUUUCAGCAUCCUCGCAAUCAUCA
This is a messenger RNA of Postia placenta MAD-698-R-SB12, 4071 nucleotides long. RefSeq lists its product as hypothetical. Gene Ontology annotation, biological process: protein import into nucleus; nuclear pore organization. Gene Ontology annotation, molecular function: structural constituent of nuclear pore. The coding region runs from base 1 to 3930 and encodes 1309 amino acids. NCBI's taxonomy places the organism in Eukaryota, Fungi, Basidiomycota, Agaricomycetes, Polyporales, Adustoporiaceae. The record is from RefSeq and is a predicted model, not a curated record. Gene Ontology annotation, cellular component: nuclear pore transmembrane ring. The transcript is spliced from 12 exons.